UGACAUUCAUUCACUCUCACACACACAAGGGGGAGUGUCUCACUGCUCAGUGCUCAACAAAAGCAAAGCACCAUUAGCGUUGGAAGAGAAGGAGGCAGGAGGAGAGAGGAGACUGCAAUACUAAACACACAAUCCUGUGGAUUUCGUGCUGCACAACAAGGAUAACACAGGUAGAUCUGCUUACAGGAUAUUUUGUGAGAUGUUACAAAGGAUUUAAUUUACAAGUGGUGCCUCUUGGGGAUUUAUUCUUGCACUAAGGACAACAAAGCAAUAGCUUGCCAUGGACAGUAUCUUCAGACGGAUGCUUGGUUGUUGAUUAACUCUUCCAUAUGAAGGUCACAUAAAAUAAAGAUGGCCCUUCCUGACAACUUCAGCUGUAUCAGACAAGUAGAUGACAUUUUACCAUUUCCAGAUAUUAUAGAGCUAAAUGUUGGUGGCCAAGUCUACAUAACCCGUUAUCUCACUUUGGUCAGUGUUCCUGGGUCUCUCCUUUGGGAAAUGUUUUCACAAAAGAAUGCUCAUCUAUUGGCCAGGGACAAUAAAGGUCGCUACUUUUUAGAUCGUGAUGGAUUUCUCUUCCGAUAUGUCUUGGACUACAUGAGGGACCAACAACUGGUGCUUCCUGAACACUUUCCUGAGAGAAGCAGGCUUCAGAGAGAGGCUGAGCAUUUCAAACUCCCAGAGUUAGUCAAAAUUCUGGCACCAAGAGUUAGUAAGCAGAACUCUAUUGUAGAUGAUGCAUUCCAAAGUGACUCUGAGGAACAGUCACCCAAUACUGAGGUUGCCAGGAAUCUAGCAUCUGUCAGUGCUGCUCUGGCUGCUGCUGGGAACCAGAUAAUCAUACCAGACCUCUAUCAGUCUGGUUUCAUUACUAUUGGUUACCGUGGCUCAUAUACAUUGGGCAGAGACAGCCAAACAGAUGCCAAAUUCAGAAGGGUGGCAAGAAUAAUGGUCUGUGGCAAGAUCUCACUAGCUAAAGAAGUUUUUGGUGACACACUUAAUGAGAGUCGUGAUCCAGAUCGACCCCCUGAAAAGUAUACAUCCAGGUACUACCUGAAAUUCAACUUUCUGGAACAAGCAUUUGAUAGGCUGGCUGAUGCUGGAUUUCAUAUGGUUGCCUGUAACUCCACAGGAACAUGUGCCUUUGCUCAUGAUCAAACAGAUGACAAGAUCUGGACAUCUUACACUGAAUACGUUUUCUACCGAGAAGCAGGUACUCUACCGGAUGUAGGCCAGAGGUCAUGGACGGUAACAUUACCCACUCAUGAACCAGCUGAAAAUGUUAUUGAAGAAAAAUUGAACACAACAACACUACUGAUAAAGAAUAAGCAGGAGCCAGACAGUGGAAAUGAGCUCUCCCGCUCCAGCCAUGACAGCCAUGACUCACCUCCAGCUUCUACUGACCUUCCAAUUGAAGAAAUAUUUCAGGAGACAGUCCCUUGUUCUCCACCCCAUGAAGAAAGUUCACCACACCCCAGCAUACAAGACUUAUCCCAGUCUCUCAAUGAUCGUGACCAGGAAAAGGCAUUAGGGUCACAAAGAAACAGCAUGCAGAAUGUGGAAAUGGAAAAUGGCAUAGAGAGCUGCCCAGAGCCGCCACAGCCCAGUGAGCAUAGGAAGGCACUGGAGGUUGAGCUAAUCAAAUGUAUUGAGGAGUUUCGAAAGAUCAGGAUUCCAAUAGUGUUCCCCAACAAGAAACGACAUUGGCAGAAUGAAUUGCUUAGGAAAUAUCAACUAUGAGAAGCAAAAAUUGCUACUUACAAAAGGUCUAUACUUAAAACUCAAUCAGUUGACUGGGAUAUUGCUCUCAGCCAACAUGAUUGUCUAUGCAAAGGGCUAGCCACCUGCAGAAUGCAUUGUUUUUAUAUAAAAAAAAAAUCUGGAAUCAAAUUUCAGGAAGAGACAAUAAUGACAGAGGAUGUUAAAUAACUGUGAAAGCAACACAACAGUCAAUGUUAAGACACAAUUUCACAGAUUAUUUUUAUUUAGUCAUUGUUACAAGAAAGCUGGUGUUUGGGUUUACAACCAAUAUAUUCUAUAACUUCUUUUGGGAAACAUAUAAUUUCCGUUUUACAAGCACUAUAUUUUGCAUAAAUAAAUAGAUGAAAAAUAGAACACAUUUCUUAUUAUUGUUUCUCUCAUAUUACGUUUUAUACGUUUUAUUCUAUACAGAAUUUGUUUUUCCAUCUAAGGAGUGUAGAUGCAAGUACCAAAAGAGAAUGUUGUGCCUUCUUGCUAUAGCACUGAGCAUCUAUUACUAAUGUUGACCAAAUACUGUGAGAUCAAACUUACCAUCCGACAGACCAAUUACCUGAAGUUGCCGUACACUUACUGAUAAUCACAAAUGAUUGCAUUUGUAGAGCAAGCUGGAAAAUAUGGUAAGACUAAUUGAGCAAUAAUUGCUACUCAAUCACGCCCAUACAUUAUGCAAUUGUUGGAACAAAACAGCAAACAAAUUCCCCAGCAUACUGCAAAUAGGCCAACAUAAAAAUAUUUAUAUUCUACUCGAUAAUAACAAUGCAUAGAGUAGAUCUCAGUUACAUUAAUUUGCAUAUAUAUGGCAACCCACCAGGACACAUGCAAAGGCGUCUCUGCUCAUGUGGUCCUACACUACAUAAUAUUACCACUUUGGGUCAAAUAUUUAUGUAUUUCUAAUUAGAGUGUCGAAGUCAAAAAUAUUACAUAAAAAGAACAUACAAACUACACACAUAUGAGUCGCUAUACUUGCAAAUACGCGCAGCAAUAUAUGGUAACACACGCAUUUACACGGACAUGCCACAGAGAUGGAUUCGACACUUAUUUCAUACAGUACAUAACAAUAUCAAGCGCCAGACAUCAUGAUGAUUUAAAAUUAUAUAAUGAAGUAAUGUCAUGUAUGUGUAUUAUUUGAACGAAGCAAGAUAGACCUGUCAUAUUUACUAUUAAAGCAACCAGAUUAAUGUGUAGAUUCAUUUGACACUUGUUAUUAAGUUAUAGGACAUUGCAACAAAUUAUGAUUAAAUGUAUAAAAGCUAAAAUCACUUUUAUUAGAACAAUAGAUAUUCCAAACAGGUAGUGGACAGGAAGCUCAGGCCAGCCCCUUUGAACGUUCCCCAGGCUGAACCUGAUUAGCAUAUACAAAGAGACUAGUGACUCAUCAUAAAUGAGUAAGUUCCCUCCCCCAAACAACUAGAUAACACAUUGCUGAUCACACAGGAAGUCAGUUCCUGUUCUGUCUCGGACGAUGGAGUUCCAGCAUGAUUUUACAGAAAGAGAGUGAUAUGGAGAGACUUUUAUAUGAGAAAGAUAUGGUGAUGUAUUUGCUGUAACUGUAUGUAACU
Pseudophryne corroboree (corroboree frog) is the source of this 3320-nucleotide messenger RNA. RefSeq names its product BTB/POZ domain-containing protein KCTD12-like. Bases 352 to 1740 code for a protein of 462 amino acids. Gene Ontology annotation, biological process: regulation of G protein-coupled receptor signaling pathway; protein homooligomerization. Lineage: Eukaryota; Metazoa; Chordata; Amphibia; Anura; Myobatrachidae. Gene Ontology annotation, cellular component: signaling receptor complex. The transcript is spliced from 4 exons. The record is from RefSeq and is a predicted model, not a curated record.